UUGUCGCGUGGAGGGGGAACUCUCCUUUCGCAGCACCGCGCGUUGCUCUGCGGGCUCUGAACAUCAUUAUGCGCGUGAGCUUAAUUCAAUGCUCGGCAAGCGUUCGCUGGAUUAACAUUUUUCGCCGAUAGCGCGCGCGCGUCCCGGUUUCGAUCAGUGUAGUAGCCCCGACAACCCUAACAAGCCCUGCAGCGCAAACGGUUACCGCGUUCGUGAUUGUGCGCCGUGUUUGUACGUUCGACAACCGGGGGGUACACCGCCGGUGGUGGUGGUGUGUGAGUGUAUAGUGUCGAAGGUGCCGAACACCACGAACCGACUGCAGCACGCACUGAAGGUCCGCGUCUCGUGGCGGCGUGUGUGUUUAUGUUUUGAAAAUCGGCCCGCGUUAGACGCCAGAUCGUUGCGAAUCCGCCGUGCCGUCGUGGUGUAUGAAUGCUGGUGAAACUUUUUCAUACCUCCGAGCUCCAGAUAAGGCUUUUUGUGUGCGUGUGUGUGCGCGUAUGAAAAGGACGAAUACGUAGCAGGCUUUGACCGAGAAGUGUGGUUGACAGCGAGAAAGAGAGAGAGAGAGCGAAAGGAGCCCUGCCAAAAACAACACACUCAGCUGUCAGUGACGUUCGAGGGUUUGAUCCUGCACAUCCCGCUCGCAGCAGUCUGCCGCUCUACUGCCGAACAACCUUCUCCGCCGCAAUGACGCAUCCCGCGAGGUGACCUUCCGAAUCUUUCGAAUAAUUUCUUGGACUCGGUCGGAUCGCUUAUCUCGUCGCCCCCUACUUCGCGGGAAGCAAUUUUUGCGUGUUGGUGCCGCAGUUUUUUGCUGUGCUCCGGUUCGAACAUUCCGACCAGGGAAGCUGGACGCAACACUCCCCGCUUUCCGCGUCCCGUCCACCAGACACAAUAGGGUGAGAAAAUCGAUUGAAAUCCCGUAAUCCCCGUGCGUAAUCCCCCUUGCGGUGCACAAAUUGCACUGCCAGCUGGUGGGGCCGGUGCGACCCAUCCACUAAUCGACAGCCCAGCGACACAGCCACGGGGCAAACAAUUGUGUGUAGCUUCGGCGCAUCUUCCCGUCCGGCCCCGCUGCCGCCACCAUUCCAACCGUCCAGUGCUGGGUUGUCUAUAAUUAGACGAAAAUAAGGGUGCAUCCAACCUCAGUGCUCCAACUCCACCCCAAGGCGGAACUUCCCCUUCGUGUCCCGCGUGCGAUGCACUCAGCUCAGGCCAGAAUGGAAUGUGUGCGCGCGUUUGAUGUGCUCUAGUAAAUUAGCUGAAUAGAACCUUACAGCUUCCAGUGGACCUCCCUCGCCGGUCGUCCCCGUACGGUUCGCCAUCUUUGCUGAGCUUCGUGAGGUCUUUGUGCGUGCGUGCUUGUGUGUGUGUGUGUUGCAUGGUUGACCGUGGUCGGUCGAUUUAGCUUUUCACAACAAGUCAAACAACUGCUGGCGGCAGUACAGGAAGGAGAGAGGCUGUCGAACUGCGAGCUCGCGCCCGUUUACACGGACGGUCCCUGCUCUAUUGUUGUGCUUGUGCUGCUCCAAAACGACAAACAAAAGCUCGGCUCCGCUAUAAGCCGAGACGAAAUCUCGGCCACCCCUGUACGGAUCAGUGCUUGGACAGUGGUCCACCGAUGCGGUAGUACAUUUGGCGUACCGGUCUGCUGUAGUUCCGCGCUUUGUUGUGACGGUUUUAUAACACUUUUUCGGUGAAGUUUGAAGCAGUGGCAAGUGUAUUGCGCGGAUCGAUCGAUAGAAAAUACUCGAAGGUGUAGCGCUUAAGUAACAAGGGCCAAACAAAAGUGUUUCGGAAGACAUCUUUUCUGUGAGCCGAUGGCGGUGCGAUGAAAAAUGAUGCGGUACAGUACGGUGUGUUAUCAGCAACCAGUUCGUAGCAGUUGCUAUUGGUGCUAGUCUGCAGCACAGUGGACGGAGCUGGGCCCUCGUGCGAUCGCUCCAAAGUGCUAGAAACAAAGCAGCCAGCGUGCACAAAGUUCGAAUCGUAAUCUGUUUGGAGGCAAAGCGAUUGAAGACUUGCGCUUGCAUCUUCACUGUCACUGUCGCAGGGCGCGUCUUGCGAGGUCUGCCUGAUUGGUGAUCGGUUGUCCGUUGGUGGCUCGUAGCUCGUAGAUUAUCAGUCAAGCCCGCAGCGUGUGUGUGUGUGUUUUGGUGUGUUAUCAGCAAUCUCGAGGGUCUCUCCAUCUCUCACUCUCGUUCGUGGCGGUGAAGGAAAGGGCCGAUAGUGUGAGGGCUAACUAACAAGUAAUCCACGGGAAAGGUUCGCUUAGGAAAAGGCUGACCAGAGCGCUCAAACGCGUUGCCCGGCCGUCCGUGAAACAGUGAAAAUAGGAAGCAGCAGUGUUGUGGCAGUGCAUCGAAGAGGAGUGCUACUUCCACGCCUUCCCUCGCCCGGUCGCUCCGGGAGCAUUAAGAAAAGAAAGUGCAAAAGAGUACCGGGAAGGUACAGCAAAUUGCAGCCCAAGAGUGGAUGAAAGUGGAACCCGAACCCGAAGUGUGAGCCUGCAAAGGGGCUGCAGCAACAGCAUCCAGCCCCGGAGGAAGUGGUAGUGAUUGCACUGCUGAUCUUAUCUCGACCCUGUGUGCGUGUGUUUGUUUGUGUGUGUGUGAGAGAGCAUUUUGUUUCAUCAUUGUUUAUGUUGGUUUUACUCUCAUGCUAGUAGCUUUACCACUUCUUCGUGUGCUACUAAGUGUUUGCGUCAGCCAGGCCUCGAGGAGGGCAUUAGUGGCUGCUUAACGAAUGUUUACGUAGUACACACAACUUUAGCUUAUGUGUGUGCGUGUGUUUCCCCUCAUUUAGGGUGAAUAGAUUUCCGGUUCCGUCUCUACAAAAAAGUGUUUUUGUUUUUUUUUGUCCAACAGUGAGAAAAGGCCACGAAUAGCCUACGAGACCGGAAACGGGAUCGGCAAACUUCAGAGCUGGCAGUGAGUGCGUUCGGGCCCUGCAGUUCGGUUUCGUUUCAUGCCGGUUCGAGUACAGGUGUGAGGCAAAAUCUUCCGGAAGAUCCGGCCCGGAUUACGUGCGCCACGAGGUGACAUUUUGGAAGGUAUACACUUCGCACCGUGUGUGGCUAUGCUAAUAGUGAACAGUGUGGAAAGUUGUUGAACAAAAAGCCAAGCAAAACAGGGUUUGCGACGCGACGAUAUCAUCCACCCAGCAGCCGAGCGACACACUCGGCACAUAAUACGGAAUUAUGUUAAACUGUACCGAUCUCGCCUGCGUCCUGCACCAUCACCAUUUCUACGCCCAUCUGCAUCAUCUGAAGCACCAUCUGCAGGAUGACCACGAUCAUCACCACGGGCAUCACGGGCACGAGAGUCACGACCAUCACCAUGAAGCAGCCGCUGGAGAAGGGAGUGACGUAGACAAUGGCAAUAUACAGGACUUACUCAACGAUACAGAUUCUGAGCUUUCUUCUCUGUCCCAUCUUGAUGCUCCCAACGAUGUGCUGUAUAUGAUAUGUGGAGUCGUCAUCGCCAUGGUCCUCGUGGGCCUCAUCAUAGUUUUAGUUGCAGUUACGAUCAGUAAGCUGAGAAAGCGGGAAGAGUCGUCGACGGUGAGCCCGGUGACGGCGGGCAACGUGGAGGCGCCACCGCACCACCACCACCAUCACCAUCAUCACCAGCAUCAUCACCCUCACAGUCACCAUCAGCUGCAUCACAACGGAACCAGCCAUCCUCAGCAGCAGCAGCAGCAGCAGAACAACAGUAGCAGUAAUCACCAUCACCAGCAGAACGGCGGCAGCAGUCCGGAAACAGGCUACUCCGUACCGACGCCGAUAGCCUUCCGACAGAGUCCGUCUACUGUGUGGGUCUUUCCACCGUUACCACCGCAGCCCAACAUCUACAACGCCAGUAGUCAGGACGCGUUAGUACAUAACGAGAAGACCGGCUUCAAGGGACUGAAACGUCAGCUGUCCGGUCGUUUCAAGCGCCUGGUAUCGCGGAAAGCGCACGAGCCCGCCCCAGUUAUACCGCCCGAGCUGAAGCCCCAGCUCAAGACGAUCUACGUGUAUUAAUCAUAAUGAUUUCCAACAACUUUAGCAGUUAAGCGUCGUCGUCGUCGUCUUCCAGGGCGGCACAACACAAAUGAUAAAACGGCUAGGCGAUGCGGCAACGGGCGAGCAAUAGGAAAAGGAUGCAAACGCCACACUAUCGGUACGAGACGAGGGUGUGCAACACACACCUCUCUCCCGCGAUAGUGUUGGGAGUUUGUUUUUCUCCCCCCCACAUCCCUAUCCCCUAUUGCCGCUGCUGCCGCGGCUAGAUGCUAGAUUUCCAUUCCUACUGGGUGUAGAACAAGUGUGCAUGUGUGUGCUAGGCGGUUUUUUUUUAUAUUGAUAGUAAUGUCCACGGUAUAUUUUUUAACAACCCUUAUCACUCUCCCCUACCCGUUUGCCCCAAUGGGUUUCGCUGUUGCGUCCCCACAGGCACGCAAGACUCCUCAACACACAACGCACGCCCCAUACAAGCGGUCGAGUAUUCGAGGUGACGCGAGGUCAGGAGUGUUUUAGGAGCUUAAAACUAUUUAAUUUAUUAUCUUUCAUGUGUAAGCAAAAGUAGCGCCUUCUAAAAGAAAAAAAAAACGGAACAAAACCCUCCCCUCCACCCCGUACGCUCUUCUAGUGCACAGCAGCUCUUAUUUUCGUCUUUAUCGGGACGUUUGCUCUUGUUUUGUAUGCCCGCGCAGUGAGUGUGUGGGAAAGCGUAAGCGACUAGUAAACGAAUAUUGCCCACUGUGCGAUCCAAAAACAAAACCAAAAAAAAAAGCAGUACACUCAGACACACACCGCAUGUUUGCGAUGAACCGAUUGAUUCUUUUGUUUUAGUACAGACAGAGCCCAUUCCUGGCCGAGGAAUUACAAACUACAAAGCCCUGCUUCCCCACCGACUAUGAACCAAACCGAGGGACUGCGUUAGGAGAAAUCGAACAAUAGUGGCAAAAGGGUUUGCUUUGCCCUGUCCGUGUGUGUGCAGUUUACGCGUAACUUGAAUUAUUCGGUGCUAAAGAGAGAGAGAGAGAGGGAGACGCUAGUGUUUAUUAAGUAUAAGUUUCAUUCCACCCAUGUGAUCGACACAGUUUGUCCAAACCAUCGAACUCAAAUAUUUUUAACGAAAGAAGAAAUAGUACGGGCUGUUGCAAAAUGGCCCUUUUCUACCGGAAACAAGUGAGCGAGUUUUUGAAAAGUAGUGUAGUUAGUUUUUUUCGUUCUUUUUUCUUAAUUCUCAUCCGUCGUGACUGCACAUAGGACUGGGUUUUGGGCCCUUUUUGCCAUGCAAUGAUGUACGGUUGCUUCCUUCUCAGUUCUGAACGCGGUACCCCUUGGUCGAUAUUUCCGCUCCCCUAUUUUCUCCCCCUUUAUCUCUUACCUGGGAUACUUUUGUGCAACAGAAAUUUUGUGAAACAGUCAUUAUUACAACUAGAAAAUUAGACGACAAGACUGACACAGAAAGGCAGCCACAGGAGAAAGAGCGUUGCUGCACAGCAAGCACAAUUUUCUUACACUUUCUUUCCAUCUAUCCCCCCCCCCCCCACACAGUCCUGGGAUUCGUUUUUAGAACGGAAACACUAAACGCACAUACUGCACACAUGUAUAGGAGCUUUAAGAGAAUGAGAGAAGCAAACAAAAUCCGGUAGUUAGACAAAAGUUAGAGCACAAAAGAGUAGGAGUGUAGGAGAGAGUGCACGGCGCAACAACAACAACAACAACAAAAAGCUAGCAAACAAAACAAUGGUAAAAAAAGGCAAAAAAAAACACAGAAAUAGUAUUAGGAUGUACAAUUUAUUCUGAAAUGGUAGAAGCAUGUAUAGACGACUAUGGACCAUUGCCUAACCUUCACCGUGCUAUGCGUUGUUUUUUUUUUUUGUUUCGCGGUUUGUUUUAACAUGAUACAAAGGCGAUGGCCUAACCACAACCCAAGUAUGUGUGCGAAGGGCCACGAGAAGGGCAAAGGCUACUUAGGUGCCGUUGAAAGCAAGAGAGAAAGUAGAUUAUCUGUGUACUAAAGCGAGAGAGUGAGAGAGAGAGACAAAGAGAGCUGGCUAUAACAUGGCCCCCUCCCCCUACCCACCGGAUCGCGAACAGAAGGGAUCGCGUACGAUUGCUUGGAUGUACAGGAGGAUGAUUCCUUCGAAUCUAUACACUGUAAUAACGGUUAAUUUAAACCUUCCCUUCUGUUGAGCUACGUCCCUAGGGCAUGCAUGGGGAUACAAACACCGGUUCGAAACGGGGUUUUUCGAGCCUCGUUGUGUUUCCCUCUCUUCUGUUUUUAAAGUGUAGGACACAGUUGUGCUAUUUGUGCCCCUUAGCCAGGUGAGAGAAGGAAGUUCACUCACAUUGAGUGCUCGCGAUAAGAUGGAUAAAGUUGGGAUUGCAAUGGUCGCUAAAAGAUGAAGAAAAGCAGGAAAAAUAAGAGAAACAUUAGAAAGGAUUAGUAGACAAGUGUACUUCGACAGCACAGCGCUUGACUAAGCGCGUGUGUGUACGUGUGUGUAUGGGAGGGGAGAUUAGGGUGAAAAGGGCUCGCGCCGGAUCAGGCCGAAUAAGCAAAUUUGUAUUUUUAGUAUUUUAGUGAAAGCGAAGGAAACGGUGCAAGAAGAUUGAGACACUGCAAACAUACGCACACACGCACACACACACACACACACACACAUGCAACUGCAUACAACAGUACACAAGUGAUGCUAGUAGAUGGCAUGAUUUUAUUGUGUGCACAGUGUGGACGUGCUUGUUGUGUGUGUGUGUGUGUGUGAGAGUUGUGAGGAAGGCAUUAGUUGCGAUGAUAACAUAUGUGAGGAAUGAUGAUGAUGAUGAUGAUGAUUACCUAACAGUGUAAGUGAUGAUAAUUAUAAUUUAAAAUAUACAACAAAGAGCUAAGAAAAUGCGAAAAGAAAA
Messenger RNA from Anopheles merus, 6904 nucleotides. Its product is annotated as protein catecholamines up-like. The record is from RefSeq and is a predicted model, not a curated record. Bases 3203 to 4027 code for a protein of 274 amino acids. The transcript has 8 exons. Lineage: Eukaryota; Metazoa; Arthropoda; Insecta; Diptera; Culicidae.